AUGCAAAGGCAAAAUUGGUCAUUGUCAACAAUGGAGUAUCUACAUCGAGCCAAGUUCGUGAUGGACGACUGGCGUGCGCGAAGAGAGGUAUCCGGUCAGUUGGUCCCCCAACCUGGGUCUGAUGAGUAUUUCGCCGAGUAUCUCGAAGUAGUGCGGAGAACGAUGGACCACCAUGGUUUCAAUGUCGACGCGCCACUAGUAGUCUCGAACCCUCUGCCGGUAGACCCAGCCUUGGAAUCCUCUGUUGAUACCGCUUCCAAACCAGUCAACACCGCUCACGAACAGGUCGGCACCGCCCCCGAACCAGUCGAAAGCGCUCCCGAGCCAGUCAACCCCCCCGCGGCCUCAGCUUCCACCACCCAGGCUCCAGCUAUCCAAGCUGCUGGCGAUACCGAUGGUGAUGAGGAGUCUUUCCAGCCUGGAAGCCAACGGACCAAAUGCCCCCGGGCCAACUGCACCACACUCAUAGGUUCGGAAAAGUCAUUGCAAACCCACAUCACAAAUCAGCACACACCAAAGCCAGGAAGUUCGUGUUGGAUCUGCCCAAAGACCUUCCGCAACGAUUCCACCCUCAGGCAGCACUACGAAAAUCACCACAAGCUUGACGGCGACGAGGUCAGAACAGCCAUGGAAGCUUCGAAGGAUUUGGCAUCGAUAGACCCGCAGUGGCUGCAGCCCAGGUUUGAGGUGCAAGACCUCGUGCCGUCUUUACGGCAGGAAACCCUCAGGCUGAACAGACUGAAACUGGAGACGACGAGCAGGUAUCGGCAGAUGGAUGAGCAGUCAAUGAAUAGUUGUCUGGAGAGUUUCCGGCAUGGGAAAAUGUUUGAGGGGGAGACUGGUCUGCCUUCUCUGGAAGGGAUGGGCCAGAGGGGGCUCAUUAACGAGCUGAUCAAGAUUCGUGUAGAGACCCGUGCUUGGAAGAGGGACCUGGAAGAGCUAAAGAGGGUUGAAGCAUUAUACUCAGUAUCUUGGUAGCUUCCAGUGAGAAAGGUCUUUGCCAAGUGGAGGGGACAAAGCACGUGGUGGAAUGGUCAAUAUCCCCCAAGAUAGGGUAUGUCGGCAGCUAGCUUUGUUAAGUAAAGAAACCUGAGUUGGCC
Podospora pseudocomata is the source of this 1100-nucleotide messenger RNA. RefSeq lists its product as uncharacterized. The record is from RefSeq and is a predicted model, not a curated record. The transcript has 4 exons. Lineage: Eukaryota; Fungi; Ascomycota; Sordariomycetes; Sordariales; Podosporaceae. The coding region runs from base 1 to 978 and encodes 325 amino acids.